Messenger RNA from Solanum tuberosum (potato), 1343 nucleotides. Its product is annotated as transcription factor bHLH94-like. Lineage: Eukaryota; Viridiplantae; Streptophyta; Magnoliopsida; Solanales; Solanaceae. Gene Ontology annotation, biological process: regulation of transcription by RNA polymerase II. The coding region runs from base 210 to 1223 and encodes 337 amino acids. The record is from RefSeq and is a predicted model, not a curated record. Gene Ontology annotation, molecular function: protein dimerization activity; DNA-binding transcription factor activity, RNA polymerase II-specific; RNA polymerase II cis-regulatory region sequence-specific DNA binding. The transcript has 3 exons.
AUGUGAAUAUGUUCAAAAGAAUUUCACGUGCAAUAUUCUGUGCAUGUGUGUGGCCUAUAUCCCGUCGAACGCCUUUAAAAGGUGAAAUAAUUCACCCCAAAAGAACCAAAAUCCGUAUUGUAACAUUUCCGUCGGGUAUCCUUUUUCCCUUUUAAUCUGUUUCAAAAUAAAACUUCUCACGCUAUACUCUUAGACUUCAUCGAUCGAUAAUGGCUCUAGAAGCUAUAACGCAACAACAACAAUAUCUUUAUGCGUUACUCGGAACUACAAAUUGGAGCAUUGGUUCUGGUUCUGGCUCUGGCUCUAGCUCUGAUUAUCACAACAAUGAAGCGUUUGAUGAAUUUCUUCCGAAUAAUCAAAAUGUAACAGCACCUCAAGAGUACGAGAACUACUCAAAUUGGAAUUUGCCAGCUCCAUUAUUAGUAGAUUCCCAAAAUGAAUUUAAUCAAUGGGGUCAAAAUUCUUCCUCUGUUUUAGACCAUAAUUUUACAAUUGUGGAUCAACAGGAACAGCAGGCACAAUUGGACUCUCCAAUUGAAAUGUCUAGUAGUACAACUAGACCACGAAGAAGAAGAACAAGAACAAAGAAGAAUGACGAAGAGAUUGAGAAUCAAAGAAUUACACACAUUGCCGUUGAACGAAAUCGUCGAAAACAGAUGAAUGAGUACCUCUCUGUUCUCCGUACUCUCAUGCCUGAAUCUUAUGUCCAAAGGGGUGAUCAAGCAUCAAUUGUUAGUGGUGCAAUUAACUAUGUGAAAGAGCUAGAGCAACAGCUUCAAUUCCUUAGUGGUCAGAAGCAUUUGACUAGUCAAAAUCAAGAAGCAAAUGGUGAAACUUCUCCAUUUUCUGAGUUCUUUAGCAUUCCACAGUACUCCACAACCAUGUCUGCUGCUACAACUACUAGUGAAAAUGUAUGUUGUGAGAAUGAAUAUUACAGGAACCAGCAGUUACCAGCAACAGCUGAUAUAGAGGUUACAAUGGUGGAAAAUCAUGCAAAUCUGAAAAUAAGGUCAAAAAAGAGGCCAAGAUUGCUUCCUACAAUUAUUUCAGGGCUUGAAAGUCAUAGGCUAAGUGUUCUUCAUCUCAAUGUCUCAAAAGUUGACCAGUUUGUCCUCUGUUCUCUCAGUUUGAAGGUAGAGGAAGAUUGCAAGAUGAAUUCAGUGGAAGACAUAGCAGCUGUUGUGAAUCAGAUUUUAAGUAGGAUCCAUGAAGAGGCUAAUUAAUUAGCUUGAUGUGAGACUAUAUUUAAGCAUCUUAAUUAAUUUUCCUAGCUAUAUUGCUUAUAUUUAUGUAGAAUUAGGAAUAUUUGACAAUAAUAAAUCAGAGUUUAAUUUUGAGGUCGC